Molecule: messenger RNA, 1140 nt
Organism: Dioscorea cayenensis subsp. rotundata (Guinea yam)
Lineage: Eukaryota; Viridiplantae; Streptophyta; Magnoliopsida; Dioscoreales; Dioscoreaceae
Product: epoxide hydrolase A-like
Exons: 4
Coding region: 23-982 (319 amino acids)
Molecular function (GO): hydrolase activity
Source: RefSeq, a predicted model, not a curated record
AAAUCAGAGACAGUGGAGAGAAAUGGAAGAAGGAGAGAUCAAGCACCGGACGGUAAUGGCGAACGGGAUAAGGAUGCACGUCGCCGAGAAGGGCGAAGGUCCGGUGGUUCUCCUCCUCCAUGGCUUCCCAGAGCUCUGGUACUCAUGGCGUCACCAGAUCCACGGUCUCGCCGCCCUCGGAUACCACGCCGUCGCCCCUGAUUUCCGCGGCUAUGGCGACACCGAAGCCCCUCCCAACCCCUCAUCCUACUCCAUCUUCCACAUCGUCGCCGAUCUCAUCUCCCUCAUCGAUUCCCUUUCCCAAGACCAAGUUUUCGUUGUGGGGCAUGAUUGGGGAGCGAUGGUGGCGUGGGAUCUGUGCACGCUGAAGCCGGACAAGGUGAAGGCGCUGGUGAAUCUCAGCGUCAUGUACAGCCCUCGAAACCCUAAUCAGAAACCCUUGGAUUUCUACAUGAAUGUUUUCGGCGAGGAUCAUUACAUUUGCCGUUUCCAGGAACAUGGAGUUGCAGAAGCCGAAUUUGCUCGUGUCGGUACUCGAUUGCUGCUCAAGAAGUUGUUCUCAUAUCAUCAACCUGCACCUCAUGUUUUUCCCAAGGGAAAAGCAUUGGGAGGUUCUCCUCACAAGGAUUUUGAGCUCCCUCCAUGGCUGUCUGAAGAAGACAUCCAAUAUUAUGCUACCAAAUUUGAGAAAUCAGGCUUCACAGGUGCACUCAACUAUUAUCGCUGCAUGAACCUAAACUGGGAGUUGAUGGCACCAUGGACAAGAUUUCCAAUAAAAUUACCAGUGAAGUUCAUAGUUGGUGAUCUUGACCUGACUUACCAAAUCCCAGGCGUCAAAAACUACAUCCACAAAGGUCAUUACAAAAGAGAUGUACCAUUCCUUCAAGAUUUAGUCAUCAUGGAAGGAGUAGGCCAUUUCAUCAACCAGGUAAAGCCAAAUGAAAUUACAAACCACAUAUACGAGUUUAUUAGUAAAUUUUGAUUUAACUCUUUUAAGUUUGUUACAUGUAAAAACUUGCAUGUACUAUUAUCACUGGGUGAAUUAAUGUAUCAUUACACAGAAGAAGAUUAAUAAAACAGUUAAUGUAAAAUGCAAUAUCACUUGGGCGAUUUCAUAGGGAAAUAAUGUAUUAUUAUGUC